AUGGCCGAUCAGAAAAUUCAUCUAGCCACCCUUACCAAUAACAUCAAGACUUGCAUUUCGAUUGUUCUUGAUUACAAUGGCACUCAAUACAACACUUGGUCUACUUUAUUCCAACUCCAUUGCCGCAUUGAUUUAGUAAUCGACCACAUCAUACCAAAGGUUGUAAACGAGAAGGAAAAGGCUCCUAAAACUUCUGAUAAAGAUCUUUGGCAGCGACUUGAUGACAUUGUUCGUCAAUGGAUUUAUAAUACUAUCUCCAAUGACCUACUCAAUUCCAUAAUCGAUCCCGAUGGCAAGGCUAUUGAUGCUUGGAACCGUUUGAAGAAUUUUUUUCUCAAUAACAAGUCUGCCAGAGCGCUCCACCUUGAUGCGCAAUUUACCAACACCAAACUCGAUCAAUUCGAGGGUGUUAAACCAUAUUGUUCUCACCUCAAAUCGUUGGCUGAUAGUUUGAGGAAUGUAGGCGACCCUAUCUCGGACAAUAGAAUGGCGCUUCAAUUAUUAAAAGUGCUUACGGAGGAUUAUAGACCCUUUUGGACUUCUUACGGCAUUUGA
Messenger RNA from Chenopodium quinoa (quinoa), 555 nucleotides. RefSeq lists its product as uncharacterized. The record is from RefSeq and is a predicted model, not a curated record. NCBI's taxonomy places the organism in Eukaryota, Viridiplantae, Streptophyta, Magnoliopsida, Caryophyllales, Amaranthaceae. The coding region runs from base 1 to 555 and encodes 184 amino acids. The transcript has a single exon.